AUGGCUGAGAUAUCUUCUAAUACCAGUGCCAAUGAAUGUACUCCAACGAAAAAAAUUAAAAUAGAAACAGAAAAUGAAUGCAAAAAUGCCACUAGUAUACAUGACGUAGAAUUCUGCUCGUCUACAUUUAAUAUAAAAAAAGUUUUGCAAAAUAAUUGCACAAGGAAACAGAUAUGUAUAGAGGGUGCUUUUAAAGGAUAUGAAGGUUCGGCGGUUAUUUUAUUGGAGAAACAAAAUUUUUCGGAUGAUGAAGCAGCUUUGAAGGAAUUAUUUAAUAAAGACACAGUUUUACACAAACUUUAUAACAAUAAUAUUUAUGGGAAUUAUGAGUGUUAUCCCCUUAAAAAAUAUAAUGGUAUAAAUGCGACGAUAAUACAUCCUGCAACGGCAAAACAUAUCGAAAAAUUUCGGAGGAAAGAUCUUCAUAUCAUAGAUGAAACUUAUGAACUAUAUCAAAAAAUUACUCUUCCAUAUAUAGAAUCAAGCAGUUUUUCUAUAGAAUGGGUGUAUAAUAUUUUGGAACAUAAGGCAGAACAAGAUAAAAUUGUAUACGAAGAUAAAGAUGAGAAGACUGGGUUUAUAAUAGUAAAUGAUUUGAAAUGGGAUGGGCAAACAAAUACAUUAAAAUGUAUAGCACUUCCAUUUCAAAAGAUUCAAUGUAUUAGAGAGUUGAAUGCAUCUCAUCUUCCUUUACUAAAGAAUAUAAAAGAAGCUGGAACUGCUGCAAUUGCUGAAAAGUUUAAUGUACCUGCUUCUCAACUUAGAGUAUAUUUACAUUAUCAACCAUCCUAUUAUUAUCUCCAUGUUCAUUUUGCAUAUCUCAUGUUUGAAGCUCCAGGUAUAUAUGUGGAGAAAGCACAUCUUCUAUCUACAAUUAUAAGAAACAUUGAAUUAAUGUCAGAUUAUUAUACAAAGGCUGUACUGUCAUAUGUUGUUGCUGAAGGAGAUCCUUUGUACACUAAAUUUCUAAAAGAAGGAGUUAUAAAUGAAGUAUCUAAAUCUAAAACUACAGAAGAUUGAGAAAUAGGACAAGAAUAAUUAUGUAUUAAAGUGAUUGUAAUUGUUUUAUAAACUGUGUAUGAAAAAGUGUAUCAGCAUUUUACAAAUCAAAUUAAUAUCAUUUACCAGUGUAAUUUUAUAAUUUUAAAUUAUUAUAAAUUCAAUUUAAUAUGCUUUGUAAUUAAUAAAUAUUUUAUAUAAGAAUCA
Molecule: messenger RNA, 1206 nt
Organism: Bombus terrestris (buff-tailed bumblebee)
Lineage: Eukaryota; Metazoa; Arthropoda; Insecta; Hymenoptera; Apidae
Gene: Dcps
Product: m7GpppX diphosphatase
Exons: 5
Coding region: 1-1020 (339 amino acids)
Biological process (GO): deadenylation-dependent decapping of nuclear-transcribed mRNA
Cellular component (GO): P-body; nucleus
Molecular function (GO): RNA 7-methylguanosine cap binding; hydrolase activity
Source: RefSeq, a predicted model, not a curated record